Bolinopsis microptera is the source of this 5556-nucleotide messenger RNA. Its product is annotated as interferon-induced very large GTPase 1-like. Bases 2100 to 5018 code for a protein of 972 amino acids. The record is from RefSeq and is a predicted model, not a curated record. The transcript is spliced from 2 exons. Gene Ontology annotation, molecular function: GTP binding; GTPase activity. NCBI's taxonomy places the organism in Eukaryota, Metazoa, Ctenophora, Tentaculata, Lobata, Bolinopsidae.
AGGUGAUGUAGAUAGAUAACCCGAUCCAUAGCCAGAAUAAAGAUAAGGGUUGAAGCAGAUUUUCUUCUAGCCAAAUGGAAGAGGAUAGCCUCUGUUUUCAUUUGAAACGGUUGGACAUAGAUGGGACUACUGUUAAAGAAGCAACACUAAAUUUGUCUGCAUAUAAGAGCGUCUUUGACCUCCUAGACGAUUGUAGGAAGCCUUUGGGGUUUGCUCAAGGGAUUCCUUUACUGGCUUGCUACGAGGAAUGUAAAACCAUCUUGAACGGGAAGCUAAAACUGUCUCAGGCAUAUAGUACACAAUGUCUGGUUAUAUCAGUUAGUGUUGAUACAUAUAGCAGCAGUGAAGAUAGCGGAGAGGAUUCAGGUGUCUCUGAGGAUAUGAAAGAACCUAUAUUAUCUGAUACGAGCUCAAAGGAACCUGACAGCGGUGUUUCGCCAAAUGAAGGUGAAGAACUGCAAGCAGACUUGUCGAGAAAAACGAAAAAAGAAGUAACUCCUUCGUUGAAAAAUAUCCUCAAUAAUGACGAGGCAUUAAGUAUCCCAUUAAAUGUUGGAAGAAAUGAGGAAAUAAGUCAAGGUCAUAGGAUAUCGUAUCAGGAUUUUUAUGUGGAUAGACCAUAUGAUGAAUCAGGCAGCCUUUCCGUAGAAGUAAUCAUCGACAGAUUGAAAUACAGAACUGAUGUUUUUAGAAAAGCUGAAGUUCAUUCAAUUGCCUCUGAUUCAAAGUCAUACUCCUUGAGCUUUGAUGAUUUUGAUUCUGAUGAUGAAGAAAACGGAAGUCAAACUGACCAAAUGGCGGAUGGGGUUGAAAAUGAACCAUUUGAUUUAUUGUUAGACCUCAUAGAGAAUGGAAAUAUUUCAGUACAACAAGAGAUAUUCAAGAGACUACUUGAACAAAGAUACAGCGUCCCACUUCUUUUCUCGUAUUCCGAAGAUAACGUACUAAUGCACCUCAAAAACGCUCUGAUGUUUUCCAAAGUGAAGUACCUAAAAGAAUUCAGAUCUAUCGAUGAAGAUACAGAUUUGCCAAGAGUAGUGUUUCUUUCGGAAUGCUAUGGUGACAGAAAGUAUGGAUAUCACAUCUCAAGUAUUCAGUUGUCGAUUUGCAAGUAAAGGAUCAGACAUAAAACACUUUUCAACCAUGUGUGAACUUGAUGUAGGAUUCUUGAAGUCUGAAGACCCAAAUACUGAAUGUCCGUGGAUGGUUUUGCAUGUACGAGGAAAUUAUUUGCCUGCGAUCCCUUACUUAAAACAGUUCAAACCCGAUGCUGUAAUGGUCGAAGUUGAUCUUAAUCAAACGAAAUUUUCAUUCAAGGAGAACCUUGCAACUAUCACCACUAAACUAAUGUCGUGGGGCACGAAUAGGCAUGCACUCAAAUAUGACAAGAAGAAGAAGCUGUUUACUGGCUCUUUUCAUUCGAUCGCAGAUGGAAUUUCUAAUGGUCUGAACUCAAUAAUGAAGAAUAAGAGUUCCUCAAGAGAAAGCAGGUUAAUGCUGAAAGAAAUUGACGGAAUCACUCCACAAGAUGAAAUUCCUGGCCUAGAACUGAUCGAGAAAACUGUAAAGAGCUCGAACAUUGCCUCUCUGAGGGAGAGACUCAUUCUCCAGAAGAGCUUAAAAAGGCAAGGUGACCUUCACAUGAAACUCCAAUUCGAAAGGGAGAUUGAAAAGAAGAAUGAACUUAUCCUCCAAAUUUCCAACGAGAAAGAAUUUAGAGCUGAUAUAUCAGUGAAGUAUGCCCAAAACCAGGAAGAACUUCUCAAUCUGUUCUACCAAAUACUUUUAAUAAAAGACGAAGAUCUGAGAUUCGUCCUAGCCAACUAUUUUGAAGCUAACAUUGACAAAGAAUGUGCUUCUAUACUGGAAGUAGAAAAGUGCAAUGUGAGUCAGGCAUAUGAGACAUACAGCGAAAGCCGAAAACCAAAUUCCCUAAACCACGAAAAGGAAAAACAUCUUGAAACAAAUUAUUAUCAAGCCAAGAAGAAUUACGUCAACAAAAGUGUUGGGAUCGAGAAUAUCUGGAGGGAAUUCAUCAACAGCUAUAAUCUGCUCCAUUGAAUCAUAAGUUACUGCCCGAUCUAGCCGCACAGCAUCUUAUGGAUGGCUUCGCGUUGGAACUCAUGGAUGGUGACACAGGAAUAUUGUGCCAAAAGUGGACGGACGAUUUGUUCAGCACAUUGCAGACUAAAUUAACGGAUAUAGUUGGCAGGACUGCUAAAGUCUUUGUUCUCAGUGUUAUGGGGACGCAAAGCACCGGAAAGUCAACCCUACUGAAUAUAAUGUUCGGUUGUAGGAUGAGGGUUUCAGCAGGUCAGUGCACGAAAGGUGUUUACAUGCAGCUCAUAAAAAGCAAUUUCAACAAGAAAUUUGACUACGUCCUUAUCUUGGAUACUGAAGGACUACGAGCACCUGAAUUUUUCGGUGCAGAUUGGUCCAUAUGGAAGGAUAAUCGGAUGGCUACACUAGCUAUCCUAUCAGCAGAUGCUACUAUAAUCACAACUGUGAACGAAGAUGACAUCGCCAUCCGAGAAGUGGUGCCUAUAGCCCUUCUUGCUCAUAAACGAUCUAAAAUAGCUGAAGAAAAUUCAGGGAGACAGCCAACAAAGUUGCUCUUUGCCUACAGUAGAGUCGACACUACAAAUCUUUCAAAAUUUCUGGAGAACCGGCAAAGUCUUCACAAGACCUUACACGACGCUGAAAUAGAAAUGGGCGAUUAUGGCCUUCAGGAUUGCAGUAGCUUUCUAGAUUCAUUCAAUACGUCUGAUAAGGAAAAUGAAAGUGAUAUCAAAUAUUUUGGAUUGUUGAACAAAGGAGGAAAGCCACCAGACGACACUCCUAAUCACGAAUUUGGGACAAAGAUUGCAGCCUUUCGCAAGUACAUCGAUGAACAAACAAAGUGUACAAAGGGACAAAGUUUGGAAAGUUGGAGUAAACAUAUUCAACUUGUUUAUGAUUGUCUCGAAACCACUAACUUUGAAUUGAGCUAUAAAUCAGCGAUGGAGCAUAAGGCCUUCAAUGAAUUUGAGGAGAAAUUGGAUGAAAUUAAACAAGUUGUGGCUGGAAAUUUCUGUGAAGCAUUUGCGAAGGCAGAAGAAGCCAUCAUAAAGACUGACUCUGAAGAUACAAGCGUGAAGAAUUUGAAAUACUUCAUUAAUAUGAUGGACUGUCAUGUACAAUCUACAGUCGCGGAGAAUCGCAAGAAAGUAGACAAAAUUCUUGAAGAAAAUAAGUACGAAUCUUUCAAAGAACCAAGGAAACGUAAUUUUGACAGAUUUGUUCAAGAAUUGCAUGCGGAUAAAAAAGAUAAGAUCAAGAUGACUUUCGACGGGAGAUUUGAUUAUGAAGCCAAAAAGAAGGAAUAUCAGAAUAACAUUAGUUACGAAUUGCAGAGUGAAAUCAACCGAGAUAAUACAAUAAAAGAUGACGCAAAACGUCAAGAUGAAUUAUUCGAGGAAAUUUUUGAAAGGAACAUAGAAGAAUGCCAAGGAAAUUAUCCUAGAGUUAACGUUCGAAAUCAGGUUGAGGAAAUUUAUGCAUCACACCCAAACACUGUGCAAGAAGAUAGAAGACAAUCAUGGCACGAGAAUAUUAAACAACUUGGUGGUAAUUUGCUAAUUUCAGGGAUAGAGGCUGUAUUUGAAUUCGUUAUGGGAAGAAAAUGGAGCAAUGAGUCACGAGAUGGAGCAAAAAUAAUCAAGCUGCAAAGUCGAAUGGAUGAAGUUAUGAAUAAUGUACAAUCAUUUGAAGCGGGCGUAGUGCAUAAAAUAAUUUCUGUUACCAACGCAACUACCAAAUCUAUGAAUGCUGAAAAUGCGGCAAAGUGGAAUCUUUAUGUUAAAGAAGCCAUUAUCAGAAAGUUGGGAGAGGUUCAACGGAACUGGGAAAGCGAACAUAACGUACGUGCAAAACUGAUGGCAGAAAAAGAGGUAUUGAAAGAAAAUUUCAAAAAUGUCAUCUGCAAGGAAAUUUUUGGAAAAGAACGAGCGAUCCAUCAAAUAUCGCAGGGAUUAAAGUUUGCCUUGGAAGGAGGUUUUCUUGAGUAUCUAUCAGGCAAAGUGCGAAUUUCUGUUCAAGAUAAGGGUUGGGUUACCGACUCAAUAAUUUUAGAAGCUCAUGUUGAUCUGAAAUAUCUGGAAUUAAGUAAAAGUGGGAGAGUAAAAGAACUUAUUAGCAAACUCAAUUAUCCCAAGAAUUUUUACGAAGAAACUGUCCUUGAAAAGAUCAGCGAAUUUGUCAAAACAAAUAAAGAUAUCGAAUGGACAAAUCUUGUUGAGAGAGUUCUAUUAGCUUUGGAAAAUUCGUGUCUUGAGGCGUCAAGAAUGGAUGCUGACGGGUACAGAAAGAUGCAGGAUAUGAUGAAGAAUGAUCUACCCAUUGAAGUUCUUAAGAAUCUACCUGACCUCACAACAUGGGAUGAUGAACUGAACAAAGAUCUUAACAAAACAGGAGAAGCUUUUAAUAGUAAUUUCAUCGAAAUAGAAAAGAGUAUUAAGGACCAUCUGGAAGGUAUGAAUGUACCAAACUUGCAAAUAAUAAACUAUUCAAAGCGGGUUUACAAGAUCCUUAGCGAGAAUUUCAAUCCGGGUGCUCGACCAAGAUGCACGUUUGUCUGUCCAAGAUGUUUACUCCCCUGUAGCAAGUCCUUAGGUCAUUACAGCGAGGAUAGCCGUCACAAUUGUGACCAUCAACCAAGGGGAUUAGUGGGUGUUCAUUGGAAGGAAUCAAAUAAGCUCGUUGGAUUCUCAUGUGCUGAAAGUGUAGCAAGAGGUGAUUCCAUAGUUUUCAAAGACGGAGACAAGCUCUAUGCUGACUUCGAUAAAAUAUACCCGGAGUGGAUGCUUCCAUGUGAAGUAAAUAAGAAGUCCAGGGUUAGAAAGUACUUGUUUCAAGAACACAAUAAAGCCAUCGCUGAUUAUUAUGGUUCGAAUGAAUCUGAUAGCGAUAACUUGGAACCUAGGAUCAUAUCCUCUAUUGAUGAGCUGAUCUAUGAAACUUUGAAAAAGACAAAGAAAUAACUGGGACGUCGUGACUCGUGGUUGAACUACUAUCGGAGUGCAUUGUUGUUGGUUGUAAAAGUUGGUUGGUUGACCUGGAAAUCAAAAGAUCUUAUAUCGAAGAAUCAUAGGAAUGACGGAUAUCAUUAACUCUUGCUAAGACACCGAUUGAACUUCUUUUCUUUUUUUGAUGCGAACUAAAUGUGAAACUAUUGGCAUUGCCUAUGAAUGUGUGCGAUUCCCAAUUUUAGAUGAAAUAUCAAUUUUUUCUUGAUAGUUUAAUUCUUUUUGUUUGAAUACUUUUAAAGCUGAUUUUGUUUUAGCCAUAGUUGUUACUCCUCAUGGUAUGUGGUUUCAACUAUAUAUUUGAAUUGAUCAAAUAAUUACAUGUUAAGUUAGCUGUGUUAUUAAAUGUACUAUUGGUUGUUAACUGUAACAUGUUCUCAAGUCCGUGCCGAUUAUUUUUAAACGCCUUGAAAAGAAACUCUUUGCGAGUUUGUUAAGAUCAAAAGUUUACUUGAUGUAGUUUUGUUACUCCUUCCAAUUUACAGAUUUCUUC